GGGCACCAGCGGUGGGGGUCCGGUCCCUGGGGAAAGCACCGCGGGCCGGGUACCAGGGCUGCCCCCCAGAGUGGGGUGCGGCUCCGGGCAACGGGGGUGAAGGUCCGGGUCCCGACACCGGGGCUGAGGAUCCGGGUCUGGGCACCGGGGCUGCCCCGGGAACCGCGAUCUGGGUCCGAGCACGGGGGCUGCACCGGGGGUUGAGGGUCCGGGUCCGACCACCGAGGGGAGUACAGGGGAUGGGGAUCCGGGGAAAGCACCGAGGUACGGACACCGAGACUGCCCCCGGGAUGGGGGUCCGGGUCCGGGCACAAUGGGAGAACACCUGGGGUGAGGGUCUGGGUCUCGCACCGGGGCUGCCCCAGGGAUGGGGGGUCCGAGUCCGGGCACCGGGGCUGCCCACAGGAUGGGGGUCCGGGUCCGAGCAUCGGUGGAGAGCACCGGGGACGGGGGUCUGGGCCCCGGGGAAAGCACCGGUGUUCGGGCACCAGGGCUGGGGGUCUGGGUCCCGGGCACGGCGGGAGAGCACCGGGGCUGGGGGCCUGGGUUCGGGCACGGGGGCUGCCCCGGGGACUGGGGUACGGGACCAGGUAGGGGGGCUGCCGCGGGGAUGGGGGUCCGGGACCAGACACAGAGUCUGUCCCGGGGGUUGUGGGUCUGGGGGUGCCCCGGCGUUGCGGUCCGGGACCGGGGCGAUCCCCGCGCAGGCUCCGGCCCGUUCCUCGCGGCCCCGGCACAUCCCGGCGCGGUGGCCGGAGCCCUCCGGCCCUUGGUGGCCGCCAGUGGCCCGGGGCGGUGUCACUCAGGCGAGUCCCUGCCCGGGGAGGGAGCUGCGGGGUGAGUCACCGGCAGGAAACCGAUUGCAUCAGGAACGGGGCUGUUUUUUCAGCCGAGGCUCUCGGAAAACCCGCUCCAGCCUGUCUCCAUCUGUUCCCUCUCUCCGCAGCGCCAUGGAGAAGGGAGCCAGCCCCUCGGCCAGCAGCUCGGUGGCCUUGGCCUCAUCCUCCAUGGCCACGUUCAAGGAGGAACUGCUGUGUCCCAUCUGCUACGAGCCUUUCCGGGAAGCCGUGACGCUUUGCUGCGGCCACAACUUUUGCAAAGGCUGCGUGAGCCGUUCCUGGGAGCACCGGCAUCACGUGUGCCCCGUCUGCAAAGAGCCCUCCUCGUUCGAUGACCUUCGCGUCAACCACACGCUCAACAACCUGGUGGAGAUGAUCAUCAAGGAGGACGGGCAGCGGCGGGGCCGGGCGGCCGCCCUCUGCCCCCUGCACCAUGAGGAAGCCAAGUUCUUCUGCCUGGAGGAUAAGGAGCUGGCGUGUUUCACCUGCCAGAGCUCCGAGCAGCACGAAGGACAUCAGAUGCGGCCAGUGCAGGAGGCGGCGGCGGAUUUCAGGGGUCCUGAAGGCGUCUCAUCCCCGCAGGCCAAGCUGAGGAACAUGGAGACCUCCCUGCGGGAUAAGGCGAAGGAUUUUGGGGCUGUGCAUCGCUCCUACGAGUCCAUCGCCAAACACAACCAGGUGGAAGCGGCACGGCUGGAGGAGCAGAUCAGGAGGGAGUUUGAGAAGCUGCACGAGUUCCUGCGGGGUGAGGAGGACGCGCUGCUGGCCCGGGUGCGGGAGGAGAUGCGCCUCAAGGAUGGGCGCAUCCAGAGCGAGAUGAAGCAGCUGGCAGAGGAGAGCCGGGCACUGCUCAAUGAAGCCCACCAGCUCCAGGCGGACCUCAAGGAGGAUGACUACACCUUCCUCAUGAGCCACAAGAACCGCAAGCGCAGGAUUGCCUGCACGGCCGAGGAGCCGGAGGCCGUUCCCUGGGGGAUGCUCCUUGAUGUCUCCAAGUACCUGGGCUCGCUGCAGUACAACGUGUGGAAGAAGAUGCUGGACAUCAUCACCGUAGUCCCCUUCAGCUUCGACCCCAACUCCGCAGCAGGUUGGCUCUCAGUGUCUGAGGACCUCACCAGUGUCACCAACGGUGGCUACAAGCUGUUGGUGGAGAACCCCGAGCGCUUCACCUCAGCUCCCUGCAUCCUGGGCUCCCGCGGCUUCUCCACCGGCUUCCACACCUGGGAGGUGGACCUGGGUGGCAUGACGAACUGGCGGGUGGGGGUGGCCCGGCCCCACAGCGGCACCCACUGGACCUUCCACCACGACGCUCGCUCCGGUUUCUGGUACAUCUACCGCCUGUCCGGGAAGGACGGCAAGAAGUGCCGAGCGUCCAACACGGCGCGGUUGGAGGCGGUGCCGGGCGACCUGAGGCGGAUCCGGGUGGAACUGGACUGUGACGAGGGGGAACUGUCCUUCUAUGACACCGACCGCAAGACCCACAUCUACACUUUCCACGAGAAGUUCGGUGGCACCGUUUUCCCCUACUUCUACGUGGGGGUGACGCCGGUGGGCGCACAGCCCGAGGCUCUUCGCAUCUGUCCCCUCCGGGUCCGUGUCCGGGAGGAUGUCCCCGUCUAGUGGCCACCACCACCUCUGCCUGCAUUUGGGGUUCUCCAGAUGCUUUUUUCAGCUUUCCUUAAGGAAAAGAAAUUAAGGGGGAAAAAAAGAAUUUAUGUAUGUACUGCUUCUUUGGUUUUUUAUCAUUAAUAAACAAUCUGCUCUUCUGGUA
Messenger RNA from Columba livia (rock pigeon), 2610 nucleotides. RefSeq names its product tripartite motif containing 35 (gene TRIM35). Gene Ontology annotation, biological process: positive regulation of apoptotic process; innate immune response; protein ubiquitination. Gene Ontology annotation, molecular function: ubiquitin protein ligase activity; zinc ion binding; protein binding. The coding region runs from base 240 to 2459 and encodes 739 amino acids. NCBI's taxonomy places the organism in Eukaryota, Metazoa, Chordata, Aves, Columbiformes, Columbidae. Gene Ontology annotation, cellular component: cytoplasm. The transcript is spliced from 6 exons. The record is from RefSeq and is a predicted model, not a curated record.